AUGGCAAGCGGCUUGCGGAUUCUGGUGCCCGUCAAGAGGGUGAUUGACUAUGCGAUAAAACCCCGGAUCAACAAGACCCAGACAGGCGUCGAGACUGCCGGAGUCAAACAUUCCCUCAACCCAUUCGACGAGCUCUCUGUCGAGGAGGCUGUCCGCCUCCGGGAGCGCAAGGGACCGCUCAAGGUGGACGAUAUCCUAGCGCUUUCUGCCGGCGGUCCCAAAUGCGCUGACACCCUCCGUACCGCCAUGGCCAUGGGCGCCGACCGGGCGCUGCAUGUGGAGGUCCCCGAGUCUGGCGACGGUGGGCCAGAGCCAUUGACGAUCGCGAAGUUGCUCAAGGGUGUCGUGGAGAAGGAGAACAUCAACAUGGUCUUGCUCGGGAAGCAGGCUAUUGACGGCGACCAAGGCCAGACGGGCCAGAUGCUUGCGGGUCUGUUGGGCUGGUCGCAGGCGACGCAGGCGAGCAAAGUCGAUGUCAAGGAUGAGAGCGGCACGGUGGAGGUGACUCGCGAAGUGGAUGGUGGUGUCGAGACGCUCAGGGCGAAGCUGCCUAUUGUCAUCACGACGGAUCUGCGACUCAACGAGCCGCGCUAUGCCAGUCUGCCCAAUAUCAUGAAGGCGAAGAAGAAGCCGCUGGAGAAGAAGACGCUGGCGGACUUUGGUGUGGAGGACAAGAGACGGCUCAAGACGUUGAAGGUUACUGAACCGCCGCCACGACAAGGCGGAGGCAAGGUCGAGGAUGUCGACGGCAUGAUCUCGAAGCUGAAGGAACUUGGCGCUCUAUGA
Molecule: messenger RNA, 786 nt
Organism: Rasamsonia emersonii CBS 393.64
Lineage: Eukaryota; Fungi; Ascomycota; Eurotiomycetes; Eurotiales; Trichocomaceae
Product: Electron transfer flavoprotein, beta subunit
Exons: 3
Coding region: 1-786 (261 amino acids)
Cellular component (GO): cytosol
Molecular function (GO): electron transfer activity
Source: RefSeq, a predicted model, not a curated record